GUGACCAUAUGUCUUUACAUCCGGGUUCGCAGCGUACGUAGCAACAGUUUAGAACAUAACUCAGAUGUUUUGUUUAGCACAAACAUGUCUUGCUUGUUGUAAAUUAAUAGCCCAGCUAUGUGCGAGUAACCUCACAAUAGACACACCCAUUUGCGGAAACAUUUCCUUGUAGUAACUUCAUUGAAAUAUGACUCUUACUUAGUCAUGCGUGUCAACCAAGCCUGACAGAAGACUGCAGCACUUCCCAGCAGAGUGAAGCCAAAACACUACAAGACUGAAAGCCAAAUACAUUAACUGCAAACAUGAAGGACAAAGUGAGGAAAGGAACAGGAGGAAGAAAUCAAGCCAAGGCGAAUGACGCUAUCAGUGUGACUGCUGGCAAAGAUGCUGCUGCUAUCAAGCUAGGAGAUGACACAUCAUUCUCUGUCAAAAUCAACGGAGCCGGAGUGGAGCCGUUUGAGUUCCAGGUCCAUGGGUUUUGGCUGGUUCAAGAUGCCAUAACGACGUUGCUUUCAAGAGAUGAGGUGUCCCCACGCUCCAACCUGUCCCUGGCCUUUGCUGGAGCAACUCUGGACCCCCUUGCAGAAUUGCAAAACCUCAAGGGAUUCAAGCCUGGAACCGUCAUCCGUCUGGUUGAGGAGCCCUACACUGUCCGCUCUGCUCGGCACCAUUUGGCUCGAGUCCUUGAGCUGUUGAGGACAUCUGGUCCUCAGGAUGCAUUGAGGGAAGGACGUUCACCAAGUUUACUGGAGACACUUACACAAGCACAAACAGCAGACAAUAGCUUACCAAAUGGAAGGAGCUUAAAGCGAUCUGCAAGCAACCCAAAACCAGAAGCAGCCAACCAUGAUGCAGCUCCUCCUGAAAAUCUACUGCCUGGUUCCUCUGACAGACCGCUAAUGGCUCUACUACCGCAUAGCUCCCAACCAGAGGUCCCAAGCUACCUCAAAGACCUGUCUCUGAGCUGUUGGGACCCUCCUCCAGGACACAGGAAGCUACAAGGAGAUUUCCUGUACAUCACUGUGGUGACUUUAGAGGGACAACGGCGUGACAUCACAUCUUCUCCAAAAGGUUUCUUUGUCAACAGAUCUACACAAGAAGCAUUUGACCCUCGUCCUGCCCAAUCAUCUCCAGUGUGCCACUGCUUCGCUGACCUGCUCAGCCAUAUCAGUCCUGCCUUCCAGCUAGCUUUUAGUAAAAAUAGGCAUCAGACACCUCAAGUCGAGAUGAUGCCUACUCCUUAUCAGACCCUGUGCUGGCUUGGCCCCCCCUGUGCGACCCGCACUCACAGAAAAACCUUCAGCAGGCUAGGGGUAGAUGAGCAACCAGCAAGCCAGGCUCCAGACUGGAAUGAAGAGCUGCAAGCAGCCAAAGAUCUUCCACAAACAAACCAAGAGGAGAGGCUCCAUAGGGAAAAAGCUCUCCUACAGGUAAAUAGCGCAUUUGUGAGGACAGUGACCCAGGGGGCGGAGUCUGUGGUAGAAGGCUUUGCAGAGCCGGUCAAUGGAAACCCUGCAGACCCAGCAUUCCUGUUUGGUGGCUUGUUCAUGAGCCAGGGUGCAGCCAGUGCAAUGUUUGGUGGGGAGAGGGGCCGCAGGGCUGCUCAAAGAUUGGAGCUUAGAGGGGUUCAGGCCUACAGUGAACUACAAGGACUACCAGGGUUACACACUCUACCCACAGCAAUUGUCGACUACAGAGGAGUGCGCCUGUCAGCCCAGGGCUUGGCUCCUGGUUUGGAAGGCACUGAGCAGGAGGAAGGGACCACUCCUGUUUCACGGGGUUUGCUCUAUGGAAUAAAUGCCGGAUGCCAGGAGUCCCCCCAUCGCAGACGAAUGCUCGAGCUCUUGGCUCACUCUGCCAAAGCUCUUGCCUUGCAGAAACAUGUUGUCAUAGCACCCAAUGGUCAACGGGCAGCGCUUUUCACAUCAGUGGAUGCUCAGGGACUGCUGGGGGCUGAUGGGAGGAUAUACAUACUGGAUGUGUUCAGGACUUUCCCAGCUGAUGCCAACUACUGUCCAGAUGUGAACAAUGAGAUAAUUAGUGGAGAAGAGAAACCGAAAGAAAGCCGCAAUGGAGCCGAAGAAAAGAGUAGUGUAAAAGAAGGCUGGCCACUGAAUUAUCAGAAGGAUUGUGGGCUUCCAAGGAGUUUUCCACACAGUCUCUGCAGACUAAGGCCAGAGUUGAUGCAGGCUUUCAUCCAGCACAAACACACUCAGUUCACACAACUUGCCGGGGAGAAGUUGGAAGAGAAUGGAGGCUUUGAAGAAUGUGCAACAGCUUGUGACUCUCGGGCCACUGAAGCUGUAAGGGAUGCUUGUAAAGAGGUGGGCUCUCUCAGCGAAGUCAUCUUUGAGAUGCGACUGUGCCCCAAUCUGUUCUCACCAGGAGUUUCCUUCCCAAGUAGUGAGAGUGCAUCAGUAAAGUUGCAUGAAAGGUUACUGCGCGAAGCUGCGGCUUUCAUUGUCACCCACCAGAUACCAGCCUUUGUGGAUUAUUGCCUUCACAGCAACGAUAGCCCCAUGGACGGAGCUUCUCUAAAAGAGGCGCUACACCAGAGAGGCAUUAACCUGCGUUAUCUUGGUCAUGUGAUCAAAGCCAUAAACCAGUCAAAACACAAAGAUCGCCUCAGGCAUUUAUUGAGAUUGGCCACAGGUGAAAUUUUAAUGCGCUCAACAAGGAGAGUCUUCAACAGUUUUCUCCAGGGAGUGGACGUGCCUUGUCUAGCUACAGCUAUCAGUCACUUCCUGUGCUGCCUAUUUGUGCCUCAUCUCGCAGCCACCCCACUGGGAGAGGACACAAAAAAGAAGUCAAGGCGGCGUGGUCGAGGGCCCGGGGCCUCUGAGACCACGCCCUGGGGCACCCUCACCGCAGGCGAGCUGUGGAACCUGGUCUGUCAGGAUGCUGUCGAAACAUACAGCAUUUCUGAGAGUCUUGGUUCUGGUCUGAACCCACUGGUUGAACACUACAGCCUGCAAAAAAUAUCCCUGCUCAGAGAGUUCUGCUUGAAGACUGGAGUACAGCUGAGACUGAGGGACUACUUCCUUGAAAGCCACAGCAAAGCUCCAAUUGGCCCUGACGACAUCAUCAACAUCUUCCCUGUUGUCAAACACGUCCACAUGCCCACCACUGACGCUUCCAAAGCUUUCUAUGCCGGACAGGACUCCCUCCAGAAAGGUCUGUUGGAUCGCGCCUACGAACAACUAAAAGAUGCUGCGUAUCUGUUCGGGAGAGUGUGCGAUGACCUCCAUCGCGAGGCAUGUUACUGCCACAGCCUGUUGGCCAAGUUAGCUUUUCUGCAGGGGAAAUCCACUGAGGCACGUAGUGUCCAACUGAGAGCCGUGGUCAUAAGUGAGAGGGUGCUUGGAUUUGACCAUCCCCAUACAAUUUACCAAUAUGCCUUCUUAGCUGUGUAUGUUUAUGCUGGAGGGGAGACAAGCCUGGCUCGGAAGUGUCUGCUCAGAGCCCGCCUGCUCCUACUAACCAUCCAUGGAGAGGACCACCCAUACAUCGCCACGCUAGAUAGUUGUCUGGGGUUGCUGCUAACGGGUGACCAAGCAGGGCAGUACCUCAAAAAUGCCCUUCGACUCAACACUUCCUUCUUUGGCCCAAUAAAUCUGAACACUGCUCUCAUUCAGCACCUGGUGUCCCAGUGGCUGUGCAUCAAAGGCGACUACAGAGGUGCUAUGAGUCACGAGAAAGAAGCCCUUACUGCUUUUACAUCCCUGUUUGAUGAGAGUCACCCUCAGACAAAAUGCAGCAAAGAUUUUUUGUGCACAAUAACCAAGCAGGCAGUGCAGGUCGAACGUUCUCUCAGACAAGCUGGAGCGGAUGCGACAGAGCAAACAGUGGAGUGCCUAUUGCCGACAAGUGAGACUGUUCUGGAGCAGAUGGUUCUGAUCACAGGGAUCAAGAAGAUUGCAAUCAGUAACCGGUUCCAAGAGUUGAAGCAGAAACAUCAGGAGCUGAAGGCGGCAGUGGCAAAAGAGCUGAUGAGCAAAGCAGCUGACGAGUUCUUGGAGGUCAUGAAUGGCGAGAAGAAGGAGCAGCCAGCUCAAGAAACAGGAAGUGGGAAGGAAGUUCCCACUGAAGGAAGCCCGGCUGAGGAAACAACAAGCGAGUGCCAGCAAGAACAGUCGGUUGAAGAAACCUCAGCUGAGACUGCGGCUUCAGCGAUUGGUCACACAAUGAAGGCUGAAGAGAAAACAGAGCCCAAGAUGGAGAAUUGUGCUGAUGGUGAAUGCAUCACAGCCAAUGGCGUCAAGACCGACGAAGAGAUGCAUUGUGAUCAAACAAAUGAGAUGAAGUCAGGGUCAGCCCAGGUCACAGAGAGCCUCAAAAGUAAGGCGACUUGGGCGGAUAUUGUAGUCUCCAACACAACUGCGGUCAAUGGAGAGGUAAACAUAUCCAUCAAUGGAACAGAUCAAGAGUGAAAACAUCAAGUAGCCAAUGAGUGUAAGAUAAUGCUUUACUAUGGGUUGAUGCUGGGAGAAGUCUGUAUGGUCCAGUGCUGUUUUUCUUUCAAAAAUAAAGUUUUUACCAUAA
Molecule: messenger RNA, 4542 nt
Organism: Entelurus aequoreus (snake pipefish)
Lineage: Eukaryota; Metazoa; Chordata; Actinopteri; Syngnathiformes; Syngnathidae
Product: clustered mitochondria protein homolog
Exons: 29
Coding region: 303-4430 (1375 amino acids)
Biological process (GO): intracellular distribution of mitochondria
Cellular component (GO): cytoplasm
Molecular function (GO): protein binding; mRNA binding
Source: RefSeq, a predicted model, not a curated record